CUAAUCUCCAUUCUUCCUCCUCAUCAUCAUCAUCACCGUCAUCGUCAUCCUCUUUACUUCCAGCAUUCCUUUUUAAAUUAUUAUCCAAUCAAAAUAAUCCAUCUUAUCAGAACAGUAUUGAAUUACAUAAUCAUUAUUUUAUUAAUAAUAAUAAUAAUAAUAAUAAUAAUAAUAAUAAUAAUAAUAAUAAUAAUAAUGAGCAUUUCUUCGCAAAAUCUUAUGAACAUUUAAAUUCCAAUGGUAGUACACCAUACUUGACAGAUGAGGAUAUUUAUUGAUCAACUGGAAAUAUCACACACAGCUUUAGCGCCUUUGUAAAUAAAUGAACAAUUGAACAUUGAACACCACAAUCCAUUGUACAUAAAUAACUAUCAACAUUAUUAUUGUAUAUAAAUUAUUAUUAUUUUUUUUUUGAUUCCAUGAAAUAUUUGA
Messenger RNA from Schistosoma turkestanicum, 432 nucleotides. The record is from the annotation of a GenBank genome assembly. Lineage: Eukaryota; Metazoa; Platyhelminthes; Trematoda; Strigeidida; Schistosomatidae.